Molecule: messenger RNA, 1803 nt
Organism: Colletotrichum truncatum
Lineage: Eukaryota; Fungi; Ascomycota; Sordariomycetes; Glomerellales; Glomerellaceae
Source: RefSeq, a predicted model, not a curated record
AUGUUUUGGCCAUUUAGUCAUUCGUAUCCAGAGCGGCGUGUCGUGGAUGUUGACCGCAAGAGCUUCGAUUAUGUUAUAGUUGGGGGUGGAACAGCAGCAUGCGCUCUAGCAUCUCGACUCAGCGAAGAUCUUAAUGUCAGCGUCCUCCUUAUUUCCAAGGGAAAGAUCCAGGACGAUUGGAUCAGUAGUAUCCCUAUCGUCGGCGGCGCUAGAGAGAACCAGGGCUCCAACAUUGACACACUCUGGUCGGAAACAGAUGAUCGGUGGGAUGGAAUCAAAGCUAGGAUUUUCACAUCUCAAUCUCUCGGUGGAGCGUCGAACAUCAAUGGGCUGAUGUACACACGUGGUUCCCCUGGCAAUUACAACAAGUGGGCAGCACUCGGUAAUGAUGAGUGGAGUUUCGAGAAAUGUGAACCGUACUUCAAGAAGCUGGAGAACGCCCAUAGUCAGGCAGAAGCUCCUUAUCGAGGCCAUUCUGGGCCAAUCCACCUCAGACAAGACCCUGCUGUGGCGUCUGUUGAUAAUUACAUCGAGCUGGCGGCAAGUCAUCUCAAUCUGCCUGUGCGCCAUGAUGCAAACAACCCGAAAGCUCCGUCAGAAGGUCUUUUCACUGUUGAGCACAUGAUUGACAAAUCCGGGUACCGCCACUCAUCCUACGCAGCAUAUCUGCCCAAGUCGCUUGCACUUGAGCGCAAAGAGAGAUUGACUAUUUGCGGAGGCGCUGUAGCUACUAGGCUCCAACUGAGCCAAGAUGGCACGCGAGUAACUGGCGUUUACCUUCUGGAUCACCUCAAUCAGAAAGCGGGGAAAGAGUGUCUCGUUCAAGCAAACAGGGAGGUCAUCAUUUGCUGCGGCACGCUCUUCACCCCUCAACUUCUCAUGCUGAGCGGAAUUGGUCCAAGGGAGAAACUCAAAGACCACAAGAUCAACUGCGUACAGGACUUGCCGGGCGUCGGCGCAAACCUUCACGACCAUGUCGCGUUCGCCAUCACCUUCGAAGUCCGCCUCAUCGAUUCCUACCUCCGCAUGUUGAACCCCUUCACCGCGAUCUGGCUUUUCCUCGUUUACUUGGUAACCAAAACGGGAAUUCUAUCAACUUCGGGGGGUAGAUUAUGUGCUUGGAUCCAAAGUAAGAACAUUGACGAGGCAACAAUGACUGUGAAAUCGCAGGGAAACGCCUUUGGGGAAAAUCACGACAGGGAAGAUGCCGCUCUUCCAGAGAACCUACCGGAUCUCGAACUUCUGUUCUUCAACGCGGCGUUUGAUUACCAGGCGGGCAAAGGAUACUGCGGCUUUCAAGUAGCCUUAGUACAGCCGUUCUCGGAAGGCCGAAUCGAACUCGCAUCCUCCGACCCUCUUGCCCUGCCGAAAUACCAUUACCAGUACAUCACAGACCCGCGCGACUGGGCGGUGGCGCGCAAAGGGGCCCGGUUUGCCAUGAACUACGUCGAAGCGUUACGAAAGACGGACUACCCAUUCAACUGCGUCUGGCACCUUGCCCCGGGGGCAACGACAGGGACUGUGAAAGGCAGCUGGACAGAUGUUUCGGACGAAGAGAUUGACGCGUACAUUAAGAAACGAAUGCGCAACUUUUAUCAUCCGACUUCGACCUGUCGUAUGGCGCCGGUGGAAGACGGUGGUGUCGUCGGGCAAGAUUUGAGGGUCCACGGAUUCACGAAUUUGAGAAUCGCCGAUGCGAGUGUGUUCCCGAGUAACACGUCUGCCCACACAGCGGCGCCAAUUUAUAUGGUGGCCGAGAGAUGUGCCGACUUCAUCAAAAACUACUGGGCGAGAUCGAAUUGA